Messenger RNA from Helicoverpa armigera (cotton bollworm), 537 nucleotides. Its product is annotated as histidine-rich glycoprotein-like. The record is from RefSeq and is a predicted model, not a curated record. Lineage: Eukaryota; Metazoa; Arthropoda; Insecta; Lepidoptera; Noctuidae. Bases 1 to 537 code for a protein of 178 amino acids. The transcript has 4 exons. Gene Ontology annotation, cellular component: extracellular matrix.
AUGUACAAGAUUUUUCUAGUAGCCGCGUUUGUCGCGAUGACCGCUGCAAGGCCACAACACGAUCACGACUACCAGCACGGUCACGGUCACGCUGUGUCAUCGCAGAGCAUCGUACUGCACCAAACUCACGAGAGCAAGCACGAGCCCGUACACCACGAGGAACAUCAUGAGGAGCAGCACGAGCAGCACCAGGAGGAGCAUCACCACGGACACCACGAGGAACACCACGGCCACGCCUCCUCCUCACAGAGCAUCAAGCAGCGCCACGGCAAAGCCACUGAGAAACACGUCGAGUACUAUUCCCACCCUAAGUACGAGUUCGCGUACAAAGUGGUGGACCCUCACACCGGCGACAAGAAAUCUCAGCACGAGUCUCGUGACGGUCACGUCGUGAAGGGCGUGUACAGUCUGCAUCAACCCGACGGCACCGUCAGGAUCGUCGAGUACCACGCUGACAAGAAGACUGGGUUCAACGCCAACGUGAAGUAUGAGGGUCACGCCGUACACAUAGUUCCUGAACACCAUCAUCACCACUAA